Messenger RNA from Mesorhabditis spiculigera, 1473 nucleotides. Lineage: Eukaryota; Metazoa; Nematoda; Chromadorea; Rhabditida; Rhabditidae. The record is from the annotation of a GenBank genome assembly.
AUGGAACAGCUCGGGCUGGGGCAGUAUGCCGACUGGGAGUUGAAUCUAGAUAUUGAUAUGCCCGAAGGGGCCCUGCUAAUGAAAGGCGCCGAUCCCGUGCUGGCCGAUAUCCUCGAGUCGGACCGCGUACUUUUCGCGGGAAUUGACGACCUCGACUUGCCACUUGACGAGGACGAUUUUUGCAAUGGGCUAAUUAAAGAAAUUGAUGGCAUGGAGCAAGAGCACCAAGACGAUGAGCACAGCUACGCAGCGUCAGCUUUCUCCCCCGGUGGAUCGGAUCGUGGCAGCUCACUCGGAAGUGCCUGCGCGUCAUCCCCAUCAUCAGAUUCCUCUGCCUCCUACAAUGUCGACUACCUUCAGAUGAGCGCCAAUGAGGCGUUACAAUAUGAGGACGCCUCCGCCCUAGACAACUACUACGAGCCACAACCCCGUAAAACGAUACCAGCAAGCAACACAACCCGGCCAAUCCUUCAACAACACAAAACCGGCCAGCCAGGUGUCAUGCGAUACACAGUCGGCGAGAGAACGCGGAAGUACCCACCGCUCGUGCUCACCGAGGAGGAGAAGCGUCUAUGCAAGAAGGAGGGCAUCACACUCCCCGAACACUAUCCACUCACCAAGGCCGAAGAGCGUGACCUCAAGAAGAUCCGCCGAAAAAUCCGGAACAAGCGCAGUGCCCAGACGAGCCGCAAGCGCAAGCAGGACUACAUCGAACAGCUUGAAGACCGUGUCAACGACUGCACCCAGGAGAACAACGACCUGAAACAAGAGGUUGAGCGCCUUCGCCACGAGAAUGUGUACGUGCGCACGCAGCUGCGCAAGCUCCAAGCCGCCUUCGCCGCGUCGACGAAGCGCUCGACGCAAGCCGGCACGUGCCUCGCCGUUCUCGUCCUCUCCCUCUGCCUGCUGGUGGCCCCAAACCUGAACCCCUUCCUGAAGCAGCUGCAGAACAACUCGGAAAGCGAAGAGGCGGCUAAGGCAGCCGGAGUGCUGCCCGCCAAGGCCCAUGCUGGCCAAGACGCCGUUGCUGCUCGCGCCGGCUUCCCACCACGAGCACCACUCACUGGUCGCUCACGCACUUUAAUGGAUGUGAUGCCAAAGUGCGAAGAGGCGGCGGCGGCCGAGGAGGCGCCCGUCCGCGCCCAGCGCCUACACGCCUGGGCCGAAGCCCCGCAACAGCACAACGGCUAUAAGGCGCCCGCCAAGGCACCACCUGCUCGCUUCGUCGAGAACAACCAGAAAUACAUCCAUGUCAAGCCGGAGCCGCGAUCCCCGGAACACGUGCUGUUCGACGACAUGAAGGGGGGCAGCCCAUACAUUUAUGAGGUCGAACAAACGCACUACAUCGACGAACCGCCGAGCCAGGUCGCGCACGGUGGCGGCAAGCUGCUCAACCGCACGAACCGGAUGGUGUACACCGGCGGAGAGGGCCAACCUCCCGUCAAGAAGCGCCAGAUCGCCGUCCAGCCCUAC